AUGUUUCGCCGAACCCGCUCUCGAACACAAGACAAAUCAUAUUCCGACGCACCGGAGAUGUCGAAGGCAUACAUUGGUAAACCGGCUCCCGAGUUCACCACGAAAGCGGUGGUUGACGGUGACUUUGUCGACGUGAGCCUUCACGACUUCAAGGGGAAAUAUGUGGUGCUUUUCUUCUAUCCUAUGGACUUCACGUUCGUCUGCCCAACGGAAAUCAUCGCCUUCUCCGACAAGGUCGGCGAGUUCAAGAACAUCAACACCGCUGUGCUAGCCUGCUCCACUGAUUCCGUAUUCUCGCAUCUGGCUUGGAUCAACACCCCACGGAAGCAUGGUGGAUUAGGAGAAAUGAAAAUCCCUGUUCUGGCCGACACAAAUCACCAGAUUUCUAAGGACUACGGCGUUUUGAAGGAGGAUGAAGGAAUCGCUUAUCGAGGACUUUUCAUUAUCGACCCGAAAGGAAUUCUACGACAAAUUACCAUCAAUGAUCUCCCGGUAGGCCGUUCAGUAGAGGAGACUCUCCGCCUUGUGCAGGCUUUCCAGUACACUGACAAACACGGCGAAGUCUGCCCCGCUGGAUGGACUCCAGGAAGUGACACAAUCAAACCGAAGGUGAAGGAAAGCCAAGAGUACUUCAGCAAGCACUGAAUAUGCAUGUCCCGGUAUAUAAUAUUGGUAGAUAGUUGUGAUAAAUUUGCAUGUUGUGCAUUUGUUCUACCUUCAAUAAAUGAUAUCCAUUUUA
Cylicocyclus nassatus is the source of this 739-nucleotide messenger RNA. The record is from the annotation of a GenBank genome assembly. NCBI's taxonomy places the organism in Eukaryota, Metazoa, Nematoda, Chromadorea, Rhabditida, Strongylidae.